Syngnathus typhle (broad-nosed pipefish) is the source of this 1718-nucleotide messenger RNA. Its product is annotated as solute carrier family 25 member 47-A-like. The record is from RefSeq and is a predicted model, not a curated record. The coding region runs from base 272 to 1174 and encodes 300 amino acids. Gene Ontology annotation, biological process: transmembrane transport. Gene Ontology annotation, cellular component: mitochondrion. The transcript is spliced from 6 exons. Gene Ontology annotation, molecular function: transmembrane transporter activity. Lineage: Eukaryota; Metazoa; Chordata; Actinopteri; Syngnathiformes; Syngnathidae.
CGUUAAAGGGAUCAAGGAUAAUAGAUUACUUAAGCAAAAUGUCUCCAAAAGGAGUUCUUUAUCAGUAAAGCACUUUGUUUUAAACGAUUACUUUUCUCUUUGGUCGUUCGACUAAACCCGGAAAUUGUAGUGACGUAUGAUUCACCCGUGAUAUUACAUAUGUGGUUCUGCAAGGUUACGUGAACGCAGAGCGAGAUAGCAACCCUGGAAAUAAGAAUGGCGGCACACCCAUGAAUGUAUUCACGGCGGGUUGUGUUGACACGCUGACAGGAUGCACAUCGCCGAUUUCGUGUCCGGCUCUUUGGCAGGGGCCUGUGGCAUGACUGUGGGAUACCCGCUGGACACCAUCAAGGUCAGGAUCCAAACUCAAAGACAGUUUACGGGAAUAUGGCAGUGUAUCGCCACCACCUUUUCCAAAGAAGGGGUGCACGGCUUCUUCAAAGGCAUGUCGCUGCCGAUGGCGACCAUCUCCGUCACGUCCUCGGUGGCGUUCGGGACCUACAGGAAUUGUCUGCAGUGUUUGAAGCAGGCUCGAGGGACCGCCCACGGCCCCAGCACCAAGCCGGAGAUUUUCCUUUCAGGGAUGGUGGGCGGCAUAACGCAGAUGUUGCUGGUAGCGCCCGGUGACAUUGUCAAAGUGCGCCUUCAGUGUCAGACGGAGUCGGUGCGGCGAGGGACCAAGCCCAAGUACCGCGGACCGGUCCACUGUCUGCUAAGCAUCCUCAAGGCGGAGGGCCUGCGGGGGUUGUACCGGGGGGCCAUGCCACUGGCGUUGAGGGACGGUCCCGGGUUCGCCAUGUACUUUCUGACCUACAACACCAUUCGUGGAUGGCUGACUGAGAGCGGGAAGGAGAAGCCAGCGUGGAGCUCAGUGAUGUUGGCCGGGGGCUUUGCGGGAACGGUGGCGUGGUCCAUCAGCACGCCCAUGGAUGUGAUUAAGGCCCGGCUGCAGGCGGACGGCGCACGGGAGACGCGGCGCUACAGGGGCUUCGCGCACUGCAUCGCCGAGACCAUACGCACCGAGGGAGUGGGCGUUUUCUUCCGGAGUCUGGGCAUCAACUGCCUGCGUGCUUUCCCCGUCAACUUGGUGGUGUUUUUCACCUACGAGCUUUUCAUGAGCCUCUUGCAGGCCAAGCCGGACAACACUGACACACCUCGGGUGGGCUUGGAAUGACUCCAUAAACCUUCAACUUUGGGACAUGCCUAUCAAACACAACUAUAUUGUAUACCUCUGAAAAUGGCAGGCAGUAUUUUCCAAGAUAAAUCAAACCGACUAAAUUUGUUUUCUGAACAUUAUGCACUAACAAGGAAGCCUCUUGUGGCCUCUAGGUGGUGCUAUCGGUCCGCCAAUUGUGGCUCUCGGCCGGAAAGAACUGACUGGGGAAAAACAAGCUGCAACACGCACAUUAAAAUGCAUAUGUAAUUGUAUUUAUUGGUGAAUGGGAGUAUGCGCCUUGAAUCAAAAAAUAUCAUGCGAUGGUAUUUGGUAAUUUUGUUGUAUAUCAAAGCAGCGUUUCCUCAACUUAAAAAAGUUCAUUCAAAAUAUUUAUUAAUUGGCGUUUCUUGGGGAUCUUACGCCCUCUUGUGGCGGUUUUUGGAGUUGUUUUUACUCUUGUGAUUGUGGUCCGAGCAGGAAGGAUCUUUUUGAAGGUCAAGUUAUUACAUUUUUAAGGUGUCAUCCAUGUGGUGGUUAUGAUUAAAAGAUUUUUGUAUUUGCA